Messenger RNA from Triplophysa dalaica, 3318 nucleotides. It is a transcript of the gene scamp1, whose product is annotated as secretory carrier membrane protein 1. The record is from RefSeq and is a predicted model, not a curated record. The coding region runs from base 93 to 1121 and encodes 342 amino acids. Lineage: Eukaryota; Metazoa; Chordata; Actinopteri; Cypriniformes; Nemacheilidae. Gene Ontology annotation, cellular component: trans-Golgi network membrane; recycling endosome membrane. The transcript has 9 exons. Gene Ontology annotation, biological process: protein transport.
UCGAGUCGAGCCACUGCUGCUGCGUUCACUCACAGAUCACCGUCAACCCAGCGUCUGAUUUCACUCUGAAACGGUCUUAAUAAACCGAUAAAAUGUCGGAUUUUGACAGUAACCCCUUCGCGGACCCGGACUUUAGCAACCCGUUUCAGGAUCCGUCCGUGACGCAAGUGACGCGGACUGCCCCUCCUGGCUUGGAGGAGUAUAACCCUUUCACAGACUCAAAGCCGGUACCAAAAGGCGCUGGCCAUAAAUCAAUCCCACCUACAACUAACACACAGCCGGCCAUCAUGAAGCCCACCGAAGAGCCGCCAGCGUACACCCAACCUCAGCAAACACAGGAUCCGGUGCGAGCCCAGGCGGAGUUACUGAGAAGACAAGAGGAGCUGGAGAGAAAAGCCGCCGAGCUGGACCGCAGGGAGAGAGAGAUGCAGUCUCUGAGCGCAUCGGGAGGGAGGAAAAACAACUGGCCCCCCCUCCCAGAGAAGUUUCCUGUGGGACCGUGUUUCUAUCACGACAUAUCAGUGGACAUCCCAGUGGAAUAUCAGAAAACCAUUAAGAUCAUGUACUAUCUCUGGAUGUUCCACACGGGGACGCUGUUUGCAAAUAUAUUCGGCUGUCUGGCGUGGUUCUGUGUAGACACAUUGAGGGGAGUGGAUUUUGGUUUGGCCAUGCUCUGGUUCAUGUUAUUCACACCCUGUUCAUUUGUCUGCUGGUACAGACCUCUGUAUGGAGCGUUCAGGAGCGACAGCUCAUUUAGGUUCUUUGUAUUCUUUUUCAUCUAUAUCUGCCAGUUUGGCGUCCAUGUGCUACAAGCCAUCGGCAUUGCAGGUUGGGGAGCCAGCGGUUGGAUCUCAGCGCUGACAUGUCUCAACACCAGUAUUCCUGUGGGGAUUAUCAUGAUCCUGAUCGCUGCUCUCUUCACAGCCUCAGCUGUCAUCUCUCUCAUCAUGUUUAAAAAGGUCCAUGCGCUGUACCGGACCACCGGCGCCAGCUUCGAGAAAGCGCAACAGGAGUUUGCCACCGGGGUCAUGGCCAAUAAGACGGUGCAGACCGCCGCCGCUAGCGCUGCUUCCAGCGCUGCUUCCAACGCUGCCCGGGGAGCCUUCAAAGAGCAGAUCUGAUUGGUCCAGAGAGCUUCGAACCCGCCCCUGCUCCGUCCAAGCUACUCUGACCCCACCCGCCCCCCCUCAUUCCUUCUAACUGUACUUACAGUCGUACAUAAGCCGUAACUGGCUGGUCAAGACCACACCGCUCACAUUGCCUCAAUGCACUCCUGUGACUGACUGAGAUCCCCCCGGCCCCUCCCCUCACGUCAAUCAGAAGGUGUGCGCGCCUGAUCUUUAAUUUGAGUGUGCGUGUGAGUUGCCUACCAACUCUCGAGUGUGUGCUUAUGUGUGCAUAAACAACCAAGUCGUCACUUUGUACGUUCACAUCACUGUUGGAUUUCCGUGCGUCCCUGUUGUGCUGGAAAAAAAAACUGGAAGUGAUGUCAUCAGGUGACCUUUUAUGGAUCCAAGAAGAAAAGAGAGAUUUUUUUGCCCUCACAAGUCUGUCUUGCCGAUCUGCUUUAAAACAAACACGAUGGCUGCAAAACAGUACAUUAUUUAUUUCAGGAAAUUAUGAUUGUUGUCAUCGCACAACGGUCUCAUACAUUUCCCCAGGUCUUGAUUUGCAAAGUUAAAUGUAUGGAUUGAUCGUGGCGGUUAAAAAUAUACGAUGAUGGAUGCUUCAUUGUACUGAAAUGUUCAAACUCUUAAUGUCAAUAGUACUUAAUAAUAAUUUAUUUGACGUUCGAAAUGAAAUUGGCCUAAUCAUUUCUAACUAUCGUGAGAGAAGUUAUCAAGAACUUUGUCCUGUGAAUGAGCCAGCGCUGGAGCUUCUAACAGGCCCACACACAGCUCAGAGGGUCUCUAUACCUGUACAUAUAUAAAUAUAUAUAUAUAAACCUGUAUGAUGACUUAAAGUAUUGAUUGAUUUUAAACCUGUGAAUGAUUCUGAAGCUUCCUGGUUUCUUUUCGUAACAGAAUUGUAUUGGAAUGUUAACACAAGGUUAAGCACUCUGGAUGAUGUGAUCCUGCACAUGCAUGGGAAGCCUGCUGACCUGUAGACCGGCUCUCCUCUCUGCCAGUCGUACAGACAUAAACUGGAGAAAACACUUUAAUGAGGAUAAAAAAUAAUAAACCAAUCUUUGCAUCACUCCGCCCAAAUUUCACAUCACUGAAGACUGAACCGUGUUGGGCCGGAUCAGUACCGUUACAUCAGCUGAUGGUGGAUUCUUAAUGCACUUUAGUCGGGUAGACGCUGAGAAUCAUACACAGACGCUUUGUGAGUGUUGUAUUCAAAUCAAAGCAGUUAUUGAGGUCUUAUGAAUGAUUUAUCCAGAUGUUUGUUCGGACUGUGGCGUCUGCCCUGACUAAAGCUCAACAUGUUACAAAUUCAUUUGUCCUUCAUCAUCUGUCUUUGGUUUGUUGUUUUGUCUCUGUAGAUGUGCAGAUGUGCUUGUGUUUGAAAUUGUUUUUCUCACUUGAGUGGAGCAGAGAACCUUGUAGCCUUGGUUACUGUCACCAAGAGACAGCCAAGUUUUGUAAUUAUGGGAUAUGCAUCGAGAUGGAAAUGUUAACCUGUCGUUGUGCGUGUGUUCCUCACCCAUGUUCAGUGUUGAGUUUGUUUAAAAUAUUUCUGCCUUAUGACUUACAGGAAAAGUUCACCCAGGACUUCUGUCAUCAUUUACUCGUCCUCAUGUCAUUCCAAAUUCUUAUCUCUCCGUCAUGGAACACAAAAGACAUUUCCUGAUUUUUUUGAACAUCUGAUGAGUGUCAUGUUUGAAUUUUCUUUAUUUAAUUUGUACACUCCUUCAUUGUGUGACACUGCAAGUCGUUCUUCCUUUUAUAAAUAAAUUUCAAUGAAUGGCACCUGAAUGUUCUUCUAUUUUCAGCUGUUUUGAAUUACUUUCUUGUACACAAAAAAGAGUGUGUGGUGCAAUGGAUCGUGGCUUUAGGGGUCUCUCUUUUUUUUAAUUAGUGAUGUUAGGGAUCUUAGUUGAAACACUGAUACAUGAGAAACGUAUUGAGAGAGGCAGCACUGGUUGUCAUGAAUCUUGACCGUCAAGUCUGAUGUUAUUUAAUGCAGAAUCGAGGGAUAUUUGUAUAUUUUGUACAACUAAAGGAAGGAGGCCUGUUGUCCUUAAUUUCAUCGUACUGUACAAACGCACUCGCGUCUCUCCUGUAGUCGCAUGUUGAGUAGUUUGAGUUUUGUAUAUUUAUUGUAUUAACACAAAAUAAAAAAACAACAGCGAAACCUGUGUUUUAUUGAUUUGCA